This is a messenger RNA of Lycium barbarum (goji berry), 1152 nucleotides long. Its product is annotated as MYB-like transcription factor ETC3. The coding region runs from base 714 to 980 and encodes 88 amino acids. NCBI's taxonomy places the organism in Eukaryota, Viridiplantae, Streptophyta, Magnoliopsida, Solanales, Solanaceae. The transcript has 3 exons. Gene Ontology annotation, biological process: cell differentiation. Gene Ontology annotation, cellular component: nucleus. The record is from RefSeq and is a predicted model, not a curated record. Gene Ontology annotation, molecular function: transcription cis-regulatory region binding.
CGAGUCGUUCAGGAAUUACAAAUAGAGUGUUUGGACUAUCAGAUAGGAAUUGUAACAAAUCUGAGUAUCUGGAGUGACGGAAUUGUAGCUGGGGUACUUUCUGGCAUAUGCUCUUUUUGUAGCUAUCUGAAAUUGAGUGUUUAUUGGACCUACCAAUCAAAUUCGUAAGACUCGUAAUGAUCAAUGAAGAUCUCCUUUUUUUUUUUUUUUUUGGGAGGGUUUGAUUUUAUUUGAACCUGUCCUAAUUUUUAAAGGAAAGGCGCGAAUUGACCGAGUCUACUAAGCUUUGCUUUUCUUGUGGUUGACCCCGCAUGCGUUCAUUUGUUUUUCAGCUCAGAAUGCCUAAUGUGGAAACAGUGACAUAAGAGUUAUCAGGAGAUAUUAUUGGCAGAAAGAUGAUGUAAAACCUCAUUAUCCUUUCAGUUUAAUAAUCCAUUGGCACCAUAUAUGAAAGAUCCCUAUCUAAAAAUGUAUCUAGAUAAUGGAAGGAAUGACAACUGCAAGUCAAAGGGAAAGUGUAGUUUGUUUGGUUAGGACCAGCGGUUGUUUGAUAAUAACAAAUGCAGACAAAUCUGUCGAACCAUUCAGGACAAGUAUAAAAAAACAGAACCUGUCCGUCCUAACUUGUAUCUCAACAAACUCUCUGUUAUUCCCCUCUUUUCUUGAUCCUCAUUAUUCUUAUCUUUUUAUUUCUCUACAUUUUUGUACCUAAAAUGGAUCAGAAUCUCCAGCACCAGCCCAAACUCAUGCACCAAUGUUGCAGCCAUGAAGAAGAAGUUAAUAGUAUGGAGUGGGAGUUCAUCAGCAUGAGCAAACAAGAAGAAGAUCUUAUUUACAGGAUGCACAAGCUUGUUGGAGACAGGUGGGGGCUGAUAGCAGGAAGAAUACCAGGGAGAAGAGCAGAAGAAAUAGAAAGAUUUUGGAUAAUGAAACACAGUGAUGGCUUUGCACACAAGAGACGACAAUUAAGAAAAGUCUAGCACCUAUAUAAUCAUCUCAUUAUAAAACAAAAAAGCUUUUCAAGAAAGCAGAUUCUCUUUUCCAUUUUGUUUGGGACUGGACCCUACUGAUCAUUUUAUCUUUUCUUGUCUUCCAUUGUAUUGUAGUACUUCUUUUGGAUUUUUAUCUUAAGCCUUUUGGUGGUUGCUUUUA